Olea europaea var. sylvestris is the source of this 2605-nucleotide messenger RNA. Its product is annotated as casein kinase 1-like protein HD16. The coding region runs from base 267 to 2348 and encodes 693 amino acids. The record is from RefSeq and is a predicted model, not a curated record. The transcript has 18 exons. NCBI's taxonomy places the organism in Eukaryota, Viridiplantae, Streptophyta, Magnoliopsida, Lamiales, Oleaceae. Gene Ontology annotation, molecular function: ATP binding; protein serine/threonine kinase activity. Gene Ontology annotation, cellular component: cytoplasm; nucleus. Gene Ontology annotation, biological process: signal transduction; endocytosis; peptidyl-serine phosphorylation.
UCGUAGCAAUUAACUCAAAAAUCUACAGAGAAACGCACACAGUGACAAACGAGAUAUUAGUCAAAGUGGGUAGGGGAAGGGAGAGACGCGGAACGCCCACAACACCGAAAGGAGCAAUUUCGGACAAAAUCCGCUAUUAAUCGGUUGAUACAAUUCAACUUUUGAGGUUGAUAUCUCUGGGUUUUGUCUCCUAUUCCCCCUUUCUAUUUUUGAGGAUUUUGAAGAGAAGCGAGGAAGUUAGGGGCACGUGAUUUGCAUGGGUGACGAUGCCAGAAUUGCGUAGUGGAGCACGGAGAUCAAAACGGCUUGGUGAUCUCCAGCCUGCUAAUCCGGAGGAAAAUUGUCUUGCCCCUUGCCAGAACAAAACCAGAAGGAGAGGAAGAGGAAGAGGAAAUGCAAUAGCUGUAGCAAAAGGGCCUUCAUCAGCAACACCCGUGAAGCCAACUGCUGCUGGUAGAGGCAGAGGGAAUAGGUUGAUAAAUAUAGAUCCGGAGCCACCUUGUGAGGUUAUUCCCCAAGCUGUUGCUGUUGGUGUGGGAGAACCAGCAAAUAAGGAAGUCAUGGCUGGCAGGAGUGCAGACAAAGUAAUGGCUGUUGAAGAAGAAGGAGCUAGUACAACACCCAUACCUGAAAGGGUACAAGUGGGUAAUUCCCCCGUGUACAAGACAGAAAGGAAGUUAGGCAAGGGUGGUUUUGGCCAAGUUUAUGUCGGUCGAAGGAUUAGUGGUGGCAUCGAGAGAACUGGACCUGAUGCAAUUGAGGUCGCACUGAAGUUUGAGCACCGAAAUAGUAAGGGUUGCAAUUAUGGCCCUCCAUACGAGUGGCAGGUGUACAACUCUUUGAACGGAUGUUAUGGGGUCCCAUGGGUUCACUACAAGGGCCGUCAAGGAGAUUUUUACAUCUUGGUCAUGGACAUACUCGGGCCCAGUCUUUGGGAUGUUUGGAAUUCUUUAGGCCAGUCGAUGUCACUUCAUAUGGUUGCUUGUAUUGCUGUGGAGGCUAUAUCGAUUCUGGAAAAGCUUCACUUGAAGGGGUUUGUGCAUGGAGAUGUGAAACCAGAGAAUUUUUUACUCGGUCAACCUGGAUCUGCUGAUGAGAAGAAGCUGUAUCUCAUUGAUCUUGGUUUGGCAUCUAGGUGGAAAGAUGCUUCAACCGGUCAGCACGUUGAUUAUGACCAGAGACCAGAUAUUUUCAGAGGCACGAUAAGAUACGCUAGUGUUCAUGCCCAUUUGGGUCGAACUGGAAGUAGGAGGGAUGAUCUUGAGUCACUGGCAUAUACACUUAUAUUUCUCAUCAAGGGAAGGUUACCCUGGCAAGGGUAUCAGGGUGACAACAAGAGUUUUCUUGUCUGUAAAAAGAAAAUGGCCACUUCUCCAGAGUUAAUAUGUUGCUUUUGUCCGGCUCCAUUCAAACAAUUCCUCGAGGCUGUAACGAAUAUGACGUUUGAUGAGGAGCCAAAUUAUUUUAAGCUGAUUUCCUUUUUUGAAAGUCUUAUUGAACCAUGCACAUCAUUGAGACCAAUAAGAAUUGAUGAUGCUCUCAAGGUUGGGCAGAAACGUGGGAGACUGCACAUUAACUUGGAAGAGGAUGAACAACCAAAGAAGAAAAUACGAUUGGGUAGUCCGGCUACCCAGUGGAUUUCAGUGUAUAAUGCACGUCGCCCCAUGAAACAAAGAUAUCACUACAAUGUUGCAGACUCGAGGCUUCAUCAACAUGUAGACAAGGGUAAUGAAGAUGGUCUAUAUAUUAGCUGUGUUGCUUCGGCUACAAAUCUUUGGGCCCUCAUCAUGGAUGCAGGAACGGGGUUUACUUCGCAGGUGUAUGAGCUUUCAGCUGUCUUUCUUCACAAGGAUUGGAUCAUGGAACAAUGGGAGAAAAACUAUUAUAUCAGUUCAAUAGCUGGUGCAGCCAAUGGAAGUUCGCUGGUUGUUAUGUCUAAAGGAACUCCCUAUACUCAGCAGUCCUACAAAGUUAGUGAAUCUUUUCCUUUCAAGUGGAUUAACAAAAAGUGGAAAGAAGGCUUCCAUGUCACAUCAAUGACUACAGCUGGCAAUCGCUGGGGUGUUGUUAUGUCCAGAAAUUCUGGAUUCUCUGAGCAGGUUGUAGAACUUGAUUUUUUGUAUCCAAGUGAGGGAAUACAUCGCCGAUGGGAGAGUGGUUAUAGAAUAACAUCAAUGGCUGCUACUAGUGAUCAAGCAGCCUUCAUACUGAGUGUACCAAGGCGUAAGCUGAUGGAUGAGACACAAGAGACUCUACGCACAUCUGCCUUUCCAAGCACCCAUGUAAAGGAGAAAUGGUCGAAAAAUCUUUACAUUGCAUCAAUCUGUUAUGGGCGGACUGUCUGCUGAGGCCUGAAGGGUGGUGAUGGCUGUUGUAUAAUCUGCAUUUCUUUUGAAGUAACUGAAAUAAAAAUUUUGAAAGCUAAGAUAGUCCAGGUUGGACUGUGGUGACUUGUCUUUAUUUUGUAACCUUUAUUAUCUCUUUAGCUUCCUUAAAAUGGAAAAGGUGCACGAUUGCGUGAUUUGGUAGAUUUGACGCCCUAAUUACGACAAUUUCCUUGACUUCGUCUGAGUAUGCGUGCCAUAAAUAAGUGCACAUUUUGUUC